This is a messenger RNA of Rosa chinensis, 2477 nucleotides long. Its product is annotated as probable sulfate transporter 3.5. Gene Ontology annotation, biological process: transmembrane transport. Gene Ontology annotation, cellular component: membrane. Lineage: Eukaryota; Viridiplantae; Streptophyta; Magnoliopsida; Rosales; Rosaceae. The record is from RefSeq and is a predicted model, not a curated record. The transcript is spliced from 12 exons. The coding region runs from base 305 to 2242 and encodes 645 amino acids.
ACAAUCCUUGUACUAAAUCCUAUAUAUUGGCAGUUCUGUUAAAUGUAUUGCAUGUUAUUAUAAUUUGGUAAAAAAGAUUAAGAUAAACGAGAGGGAAAUACGGGAUCUUGACCCAGAGAAAUUGUAGCAGAAAAAUAAGAGAUAUGGACUUCAAUCCUAUCCAGGUUCAGUCAAAUUAAUCUAAACCGCAUGUAAUGCCAGCAUCACUGUCCGCUCACGCACUGCCGUUCUUCCUAUAUAACCUACGUUCGUGAGUUGAAUACUCCAUUUCUUAACUAACAUUUUUAUCAGUAUAUUUCCGACCAUGUCUACGGAUAUGAGCACGUCAAGCCACCACAGGGUGAACUUAGCUGCUCCGAGAGGCUUCUGCACCACAUUUAAAGCAGAUCUAAAGGAAUCACUCUUUCCCGACGAUCCCUUCAAUGGUCUCCAGAAUGAGAAAGCACUUAGGAAAGUAAAGAAAGGGUUGGUCUACUUUGUUCCGAUCUUCAAGUGGCUUCCCAAGUAUAAUUUUCGUACUUUCCUUUACGAUCUCCUCGCUGGUCUCACCAUUACCAGCCUUGCUAUCCCCCAAGGAAUUAGCUACGCUAAACUCGCAGAAAUCCCACCCGUCAUUGGCCUCUACGUAAGCUUUGUUCCGCCUCUCAUUUACGCAAUUUUGGGGGACUCCAAGUAUCUGGCAGUGGGAAAUUUGGCGGCAUGCUCGUUACUUAUCAAAGAACAUAUCGGAGAAGUAGCAUCGCCGGAGAAUGAUCCCACUUUGUAUCUUCAUCUGGUUUUUACGGCCACCUUUGUCACAGGCGUCAUGCAGACACUAAUGGGUGUUCUAAGACUGGGGAUUUUAGUGGAUUUCUUAUCACAUUCUACCAUCACUGGUUUUAUGGGAGGGACUGCAGUUAUAAUUUCCUUGCAACAGUUGAAGGGAAUAUUAGGAAUGAAGAGUUUUACGACUGAAACCGACGUCGUAUCUGUUUUGAAAGCAGUUUUCCGACAUAGAAAAGAGUGGCGUUGGGAGACUGCAGUUGCUGGUAUUGUAUUCCUCAUUUUCCUUCAAAUAACAAAGUUCAUUAAGGACAAGAAACCGAAGCUAUUUUGGAUAUCCGCCAUGAGUCCACUGGUUGUGGUUCUAGUUGGCUGCGUUUUUGCUUAUUUUGGCGAUGCUGAGAAUCAUGGAAUACCCAUUGUUGGAGACUUGAAUAGAGGAAUCAAUCCUCUUUCCAUUCAGCAUUUGAACUUUGACAUGAGAUACUUUCCAGCUGCUUUGAAGGCUGGAUGUAUUACUGGCGCCAUUGCCGUGGCUGAAGGAAUAGCCGUUGGAAGAAGCUUUGGCAUGAAGAGGAACGAACAAGUGGACGGCAAUAAGGAAAUGAUCGCUUAUGGCUUGAUGAACAUAAUGGGAUCUUUCACUUCUUGCUACUUGGCUGCGGGACCAUUUUCAAAGACGGCGGUGAAUUACAGUGCGGGAGCAAAGACGGCAAUGGCGAACGCAGUAAUGUCGUUGUUUAUGGUGCUGGUGCUUUUGUUAUUGGCUCCUUUCUUUAGUUACACCCCUCUUGUUGCCCUAUCUGCCAUUAUCGUAUCUGCCAUGCUUGGACUCAUAAAAUACGACGUAGCUUUUGAACUGCUUAGGGUUGACAAGUUCGACUUUCUAGUUUGUAUGGCUGCUUUCUUAGGAGUGGCCUUCAUAAGCAUGGACAUUGGUCUUGCCCUCUCAGUGGGUCUUAGCCUCUUGAGAUCACUGCUUUAUGUGGCUAGGCCUGGCACUUGUAAGCUUGGAAAACUACCAGACUUGGGUCUAUAUCGUGACUUAGAGCAGUAUCCAAAUGGAAUAAAACAUUCAGGGAUCCUUGUCCUACAAAUUGGCUCGCCCAUUUACUGUGCAAAUUGCAACUAUAUUCGAGAGAGGAUUUUGAGAUGGAUUCGCGAUGAGCAAACCAGUUCCAGAGAUGUUGUUGAGCAUGUCUUGCUCGAUUUAUCAGGAGUCGUCACCAUUGACGUGCCUGGCAUUGAAACACUGGGCGAGAUACUUAAAAUCCUGACUGGAAUGAACAUUAAGCUAGGACUAAUAAACCCGAGACUUAAGGUAAUGGAGAAGAUGAUAGCAUCGCAUUUCCUAGACAAAAUCAAGAAGGAAAAUGUGUUCUUGUCCGCGGAGGAUGCAGUCGAAUCGUGCAGGUUCUCACUUGACAGGUCAACUGAAAAUAGUGGUUUAUCAUCAGCACGACAAUCUGAUGCUGUUUAGGAUUAACAAGUUUUUAUUCUCGAGUCUUUUUCUUUUCAAAGAAUUUCGAUGCACCCCUUCGCUUUCGCUUAAUAUCUCUCUUCAUCCAUUUUGUAUAGGUGAAUGUACAUCAUUAAUUUGGCGGCAAUUAGCUAGCUAGCUAGCGCCUCUUAUUUUUUCAUUUUUUAUUUUUUAAUAGUGAAAGUAUUAUGAAUAGUACGUGUUGUUGUGUUAAUGGGAAUAAGGAUUUACUGUG